CAGGACGGUGAAAACUGCUUUGUCUAUAUAGGCAAUAUUGACUACUACAACAAAGCUGAUGAGCUGAUCUUGAACAUGGAGCAACUAGAACAGCAAUUUGGAAUCGUCCGGGAUUCUGCUGAUUUUUGGCUGGAAUCAUACAAAAACUGGCUGAAUGAUUCUGGGACAAACCUUACAGCUAACGGUUGGCCCGAAACACAGUCAGAGUUCUUCUCACAGUUGGUGGAUUUCAUUAACACUGAGUAUGGCAAUGCGUACAUUUCAAAUGUGAAAUUUCAUGCAAAUAACAGUAUCAAGUAUUCACGGUACCGCUACUCGAUCCAACAUUAUGAGAAGUCUUCUGACAGAAUUCGUAUCAUGGACAUUGCCAGAGAGACUGUGGACAAGCUGAGUAAUAUAUCUCAAUCAGAGGCAUUCACUGUACAUGACAUUUUUUUCAUAUUCGGCGAAGGUGAAAAGGCGAGUGAUAAUUAGACUGCUAUAAUUUCCUCGAAUCCGACUUUUAUGCAAAGGGGUUUUUUUGCUGCAUGUGAAAAUUGCCUAUGCAUAGUCAUCAUGCUAAUAAUGUUAUAUAGAGGAUAGAAAUUUUCCACACGAAGCCAUUUAUAAGACAAUAUUUAACAACGACUCCUUUCUAGGAUUGGCUUGAAAAAAUUAUUGACUGCGAAUCAAGAGACAAGUCUUUAAACAACAAAAAAAAUUGU
Messenger RNA from Symsagittifera roscoffensis, 704 nucleotides. RefSeq lists its product as uncharacterized. The coding region runs from base 76 to 474 and encodes 132 amino acids. The record is from RefSeq and is a predicted model, not a curated record. The transcript has 4 exons. Lineage: Eukaryota; Metazoa; Xenacoelomorpha; Acoela; Convolutidae.